Akanthomyces muscarius is the source of this 735-nucleotide messenger RNA. RefSeq lists its product as uncharacterized. Lineage: Eukaryota; Fungi; Ascomycota; Sordariomycetes; Hypocreales; Cordycipitaceae. Bases 1 to 735 code for a protein of 244 amino acids. The record is from RefSeq and is a predicted model, not a curated record. The transcript is spliced from 2 exons.
AUGCGUCACACUACCUCCAUCGCUCUGGCCAUUGCCCAGUUUGUCCUCGCUGCCAAUGCGCAGGUCGAAUUGGACAUGGACGAUGUGCCCACGCCCUGCAAGACCAUCUGCAAGCCCAUCGGCACGCUCUCAGACCGUUGCGAUGUCGACCUGCGCAGCGACAAUGAUCGCGACGAACACCACCUCCAGAACCAGUGCAUCUGCACCAACAAGAGCUUCGACGUCGGCAAGAUUGCCGCGCUCUGUGCCGACUGCAUGCACCAGUCCAAGAAGAACAAGCGUGACGACGACGAUGAUCACGCUGACAACGAUGACCUUAAGCACAUUGACGAGAUUCUCUCCGUGUGUGGCUUCUCUAGCACCACGUACAACUCGGCAGCCACCAGCGAGGCUGCCAGCGUCAACGUUGAUGUCACUCGUCCUACCGACGUCAGCCAGCUCACCACCACCAUUGACCGCACCCACCCUGCCGGAGGUGCUGGAGGUGGCAGCAGUGCCACGGCCACUUCGUCGGGCCAGUCUACUUCAGGCGCCUCGACCGCGACCAGCCCGACCACGUCGUCUACUACAACCGCGUCGCAGACCUCUGGCAGCACUGGCUCCAGCUCGUCGAGCUCCGCUGCCUCGAGCUCCAGCGCGGCUGCUUCAUCGACCCCCAACGCCGCUCCGGCUGCGACGGCUCAGGCAGUCUACGCAGUCGGUGGCAUGGUAGCCGCAGCUUACCUGAUGGUUUAA